Molecule: messenger RNA, 626 nt
Organism: Uranotaenia lowii
Lineage: Eukaryota; Metazoa; Arthropoda; Insecta; Diptera; Culicidae
Gene: MED10
Product: mediator of RNA polymerase II transcription subunit 10
Exons: 2
Coding region: 86-484 (132 amino acids)
Biological process (GO): positive regulation of transcription by RNA polymerase II
Cellular component (GO): chromatin; mediator complex
Molecular function (GO): transcription coregulator activity
Source: RefSeq, a predicted model, not a curated record
CAAACAAAAGCUACUCAAAACAAAAUCGGUUUCACGGAAAAUUCAGGUCGCUUUUGCUUGCAUUGUCGUAAAAAAACGGGAAAAAAUGGCAUCACCCUUGGAAAAUCUGGAAAACCACCUGGAAAUGUUCAUCGAAAACGUGCGCCAGAUCCGAAUCAUCGUGAGCGACUUCCAGCCGCAGGGACAGAACGUUCUGAACCAGAAAAUACAAUCGUUGGUCACCGGGCUGCAGGAGAUCGACAAACUCAAGAACCAGGUUGACGUGAACGUUCCGCUGGAGGUGUUCGACUACAUCGAUCAAGGGCGGAACCCGCAGCUGUACACCAAAGAUUGCAUCGAUAAGGCCCUAACGAAGAACGAAGAAGUCAAGGGCAAGAUCGAUGCGUAUCGGAAGUUUAAGAACAACAUGCUGAAGGAACUGGACGAGACGUUUCCCACCGAGAUGACGAAAUAUAAGGCUUUCCGGGAGGGCGACAAAUACUGAACCGAAAGUGGGACUUCAGUAGACUGUAAGACUAUAAUUUAAGGGUGGCAUCAUUAAAUUACCUCUACUCAUUUGGAACUAUGAUUUUGAUUUAAUUUAUUGGUUUAAAAAUCCUUUUAUAAAUAUAUGCAUUCGAAAACAA